Acomys russatus (golden spiny mouse) is the source of this 1192-nucleotide messenger RNA. RefSeq names its product cyclin dependent kinase 10 (gene Cdk10). Gene Ontology annotation, molecular function: ATP binding; cyclin-dependent protein serine/threonine kinase activity. Gene Ontology annotation, biological process: protein phosphorylation; regulation of mitotic cell cycle. The coding region runs from base 5 to 1087 and encodes 360 amino acids. The record is from RefSeq and is a predicted model, not a curated record. Lineage: Eukaryota; Metazoa; Chordata; Mammalia; Rodentia; Muridae. Gene Ontology annotation, cellular component: nucleus. The transcript is spliced from 13 exons.
GGGCAUGGCGGAGGUGGACCUCGAGUCUGAUCAGAUCCGACUGAAGUGUAUCCGUAAGGAAGGUUUCUUCACCGUGCCUCCAGAACACAGGCUAGGAAGAUGUCGGAGCGUUAAGGAGUUUGAGAAGCUGAACCGAAUUGGCGAGGGCACCUAUGGCAUUGUGUAUCGGGCCCGGGACACCCAGACUGAUGAAAUUGUUGCCCUGAAGAAGGUGCGGAUGGACAAAGAAAAAGAUGGCAUUCCGAUCAGCAGCCUGCGUGAGAUCACACUGCUCUUGCGUCUCCGCCAUCCAAACAUUGUGGAGCUGAAGGAGGUGGUUGUGGGCAACCACCUGGAGAGCAUCUUCCUGGUGAUGGGCUACUGUGAACAGGAUCUGGCCAGCCUACUGGAGAAUAUGCCAACGCCCUUCUCCGAGGCCCAGGUUAAAUGCAUCAUGCUACAAGUGCUUCGUGGCCUUCAGUACCUGCACCGGAACUUCAUCAUCCACAGGGACCUGAAGGUAUCCAACUUGCUCAUGACAGAUAAAGGCUGUGUAAAGACAGCGGAUUUUGGCCUGGCGCGGGCCUACGGUGUUCCAGUAAAGCCAAUGACUCCCAAGGUUGUUACCCUUUGGUACCGAGCCCCAGAGCUGCUGCUUGGAACUCCUACACAGACCACCAGCAUUGACAUGUGGGCUGUUGGCUGCAUCCUGGCCGAGCUGCUGGCCCAUAAACCCCUUCUUCCUGGCACUUCCGAGAUCCACCAGAUCGACUUGAUUGUACAGCUCUUGGGUACACCGAGUGAGACAAUCUGGCCGGGCUUCUCCAAGCUGCCGCUGGCCGGCCAGUACAGCUUGAGGAAACAGCCCUACAACAACCUCAAGCACAAGUUCCCAUGGCUCUCAGAGGCUGGACUUCGUCUGCUCAAUCUCCUCUUCAUGUAUGACCCUAAGAAAAGGGCAACGGCGGGAGACUGCCUGGAGAGCUCCUACUUCAAGGAGAAGCCCCUACCCUGCGAGCCAGAGCUCAUGCCCACCUUCCCCCACCACCGCAACAAACGGGCGGCCACGGCUGCUGCUGAGGGGCAGAGCAAACGAUGCAAGCCUUGAUGGUGGGCGUGCCCAUCCCAUCCCUACACAUCCUCAUGGAUCGUCAGUCAAGGAGGAGGAGGCCCCUGCAGGCCGAGAUGCCCUUGACUCCUCCAGCUGACCGUU